UCUUAAGCCGCGAGAUAUGAACUUCAAAUGUUUUUCGAGAUUUUAAGAGAUUUCCGAUCAAGUUCAAUUAGAUCCACGAUGAACCCUAAUUAUUCUUCGCAAAUUCAUACUUCGGAUUACAAACGAGACGAACGACAAGAAAUGCUGGUCGCCCCACCGUUAGACUUAUCGUUUAAAAAGGCCACCACCAUGGACGAAUUGAUGGAGAAACGUGCACAAGUGAUACGCACUAGAAAGGCUCCGGUAAGAACGUUGAAGGAUCGUUAUAUAACCAGUACGUUGUGGCUGAGCAAUAAUCUGUUGAGCUCGAUGGAGGGUCUUCAACGUCUCGCGAAAAGAGUUCUCGACGAUCCCGCGUAUCUCAGCUGGCUGGAUUUGUCUUUCAAUGAGAUAAACGAGAUUGGAGAAGACAUAGAGAAGUUCACAAACUUGAAAAUUCUCUACCUGCACGGCAAUAAAAUCGCAAAUAUCGCGGAUACUCUAAAACUCAGGAACUUACAGAAUCUCAGAUCGUUGACGUUACACGGUAACCCGAUCGAAGAUGUCCCCUGUUACAGGGGUUACAUCGUACAUCUUCUCCCACAGUUGCUCGUCUUAGACUUCUCGCCGGUGAUUGCUGCUGAAAAGAAAAAGGCGUUGCCCGUAGGAUUUUUUAAGAUGAUACAACCCGGGAUACGAAUAUAAAACUUUAUUUUUAUAUCGCUGGAAUAUAAUUCUUUUGAGAUAUACAUUUUCCCUAAAUAUUUUUAUUUCCGUACCUCUUUUGUAACAUUGUAUCAUGUUACUCGCGUUACUUGAGACGUGGUGGCUUUACGAAACACAAUUGCAUUUCAAAUUAAUUAUUUUUCUAAGAACGAUGCAUAUCUGAUGAAAUUUAAUCUUAUAUUAAAUAAUAAGCAAUUAAGAUAAAAAAGGACAUCUGUAAUUUCUGUGGAAUCAUAAACACGAUUACAGACAUAAA
Messenger RNA from Wasmannia auropunctata (little fire ant), 961 nucleotides. RefSeq names its product leucine-rich repeat-containing protein 51-like. NCBI's taxonomy places the organism in Eukaryota, Metazoa, Arthropoda, Insecta, Hymenoptera, Formicidae. Bases 28 to 684 code for a protein of 218 amino acids. The record is from RefSeq and is a predicted model, not a curated record. The transcript is spliced from 2 exons. Gene Ontology annotation, molecular function: protein binding.